AUGCCGGCCGCUUUGAAGGUUCUUGUUGAAAAAAUGGGGCUUCCAGGAGGAUAUCCGGCAUCGUCUACUCCAUCUUUCAAUAUAUUGAGAUGCUGUGAAUGGUGGAAGGGAAUUGAACAAAGGAUUGCAACUCUUGAGUUUGAUCAGGCUCGCAAAUCAAUGCUGGUUGAAAGUUCAAAAUCUCUAAUUUUACGAGCUGUUCACGAGAUGUCAACGAAUGCCUUACGUUGUCUGGGAUUUUCUUACAAGGACGAUGUUGCUGACUUCAUUAAUUAUGACGAUGAAGGCCAUCCUGCUCAUAAGCUUUUUCUUGAUCCUUCUAAUUAUGCUUUUAUAGAAAGUGAUCUCAUAUUUGCUGGUUUGGUUGGUGUGGGUCUCCGAAAGCGAAAAUCGAGGUCAACAGUUGGGCUGAGGGAUCCUCCACGUGAAGAAGUUUACCAAGCUAUUGAGGACUGUAAAGCAGCUGGCAUUCGAGUAAUGGUGAUAACAGGAAACCUCUCUCAGCAAUACCUUAAUGCUCUUGUGAUUGUCCUCCCAGAUUUCCUUGGAAGAAGUGCUGAUCUUACUUCUUUCAACAUGACAUUAUUGCAAAGUUUUGGGGACUUCCAAAAGGCCACUCCAUAG
Messenger RNA from Dendrobium catenatum, 624 nucleotides. Its product is annotated as calcium-transporting ATPase 4, endoplasmic reticulum-type-like. Bases 1 to 624 code for a protein of 207 amino acids. Gene Ontology annotation, molecular function: P-type calcium transporter activity; nucleotide binding. Gene Ontology annotation, biological process: calcium ion transmembrane transport; intracellular calcium ion homeostasis. The transcript is spliced from 3 exons. Lineage: Eukaryota; Viridiplantae; Streptophyta; Magnoliopsida; Asparagales; Orchidaceae. The record is from RefSeq and is a predicted model, not a curated record.